Cyphomyrmex costatus is the source of this 1700-nucleotide messenger RNA. RefSeq lists its product as uncharacterized. The transcript is spliced from 3 exons. Lineage: Eukaryota; Metazoa; Arthropoda; Insecta; Hymenoptera; Formicidae. The record is from RefSeq and is a predicted model, not a curated record. Bases 381 to 1616 code for a protein of 411 amino acids.
GGUCUACAGAUCGCGAGUCAAUCGCACCGAGCGGUGAGCUACUCGACGCCACAAUUCAGUGAUUAUAAUCCGAGAUUAUUAUUUAAUCUAAUCUCCCUUUCCAAUUCAAAAUAAUGACAAGGCAAUAACAUAGUUUUUUAACUGCAAUAGUUACUUAUUGCGUAACACAGUGCAAUUAUUGUAGAAAUAGUCAUAAAUAGAAUACGGAAAUUAUACGUGAAUCACGAUGAUUAUAGAUAUCUCAAGGAGAAACAAGGACAAACUGAUUGAGGGACUGGUAGUGAGAGAAACGAAGCUGAUAAUCAUUGGCAGGGGAAAUCGUUCCAAGAACGGAAAAUUGAUACCAGUCUUUCCUGAUAUUGUCUACCUGUGCGACAACUAUGAGCAACGAUCAGCAAGAAUUGAAGACGAUCGAACUGCACGAAUUACAACCGAUACUGAGUCGCACAUUCGGUGAUCGGUUGAUAGUGGUCCGUUAUACGACUGAAAAUUUGCUACAGCCUGGCGAGAAUUAUGGUAGUACCAUUUUUAGUGUUCACGCCGUGAUUAAGCGCAACGAUGAAGCAGAAGAGGAAGAUCUUUAUCUGAUUGCGAAGAUGCCGCCGCCGACAGAAUUUCAACGCCAAAUCUUUGAUACUCCGUUCACAUUCAAAAAGGAAAUCUUUAUGUAUGAAGACAUUGUGCCUUAUUAUCAAAAACUGGAAGAAGAAAUGGGAUUGAAGGAGAAUGAAGUAUUCGACAUAUUGCCUAAAUAUUAUAAGUCCCGAUUGUCGCUGAGCCCGAACGUCGAAUUUGAUGAUAACGCCGUUAUUUUAAUGGAAAACUUACGAGCACGUGGUUAUUACAAUAGCAAUAGAGCUACAGGAUGCGAUCUCGAACACUCAAGAGUCGCGAUACGAGCAUUGGCGAGAUUUCAUGCGUUAGGGAUGGCUACCAAAUACAAGCGACCGGAGUAUUUCGAGGUAUUAAAGGAACGCAGUAAAUGUGUGGAAAUAAAAACUGAGGAUUUUGAACACUUCCGAGAAGAUAUGCUGAAAAGGAUAGCGGAGGACCCGGAAUUAUCCGUUUACGUUGAUCGAUGCGAUACUGCCAUACGCGACUCGUUCAAAUAUGGCUUCUGGACAAUGACGCCCGAUGAACCGUGGUCCACUAUUAUCCACGCAGACUUUUGGGUGAACAACAUCAUGUUCCAUCGUGAUGAGAACGAUCAUGUGGACGAUAUUAAGUUCGUAGAUUUUCAGAAUUAUCUAUUUUUCAGCCCAAUGCGCGAGCUGGUCUUUUUCCUGUUCUCUAGCACAGAAGUCGUCUCAUCCGAGGAUCAUAUCGAAGAACUGAUAGAUCUCUACCACGAGACGUUUAUAGCUGUGUUAAACCGAAUGGGUUGCAAUACCGAGCCAUUUACUAGAGAGAAGUUUGAUGCCAAGCUGUUGACUGAUGCUAGGCUCGAGUCUAUGCAUUUAUUCUUCAUGCUUAAGAUACUUACACUAAAUGUGCAAGAGACCGAGUUGAAACACGAUAAUAUGAAAGACUUCAUGAUGACCUAUCAGGGCAACCAAUUGUUCAUUCAACGAUUGCGAACAGUUAUAUUUUAUUUUAUUAAACACAACUGGAUGUAGAAAAAAAUAUACAAUAGGAAAAAGUAGAAAACAUUCUGAAAUAUUAAAUCACGUAUAAAUACGUUUAUGAUUGCACGAUAAUGA